Messenger RNA from Drosophila persimilis, 769 nucleotides. Its product is annotated as gamma-interferon-inducible lysosomal thiol reductase. Bases 69 to 758 code for a protein of 229 amino acids. The transcript is spliced from 3 exons. The record is from RefSeq and is a predicted model, not a curated record. NCBI's taxonomy places the organism in Eukaryota, Metazoa, Arthropoda, Insecta, Diptera, Drosophilidae. Gene Ontology annotation, molecular function: oxidoreductase activity, acting on a sulfur group of donors, disulfide as acceptor.
CUUUUUCCACCGCCGAUUCAUACCAAUUGAACUACAUGCACACAUUAAACCGCACAUGAGUUUCUCAAAUGGUUCCGACACGUAAACGUAUAGGGAUAAUUAUUUGCGUAGUCGUCAUACUCGGCUGUUUGCUACGAAUUUUACUUAUUAAUUCUCCCCUGCCAACAUUAUCGGACCAGGAAAAUUAUCAACGGACCAUUGGAGCGCCCGUGCUAGUUAAGGUUUUCUAUGAGGCAUUAUGCCCAGACUCAAAGUACUUCCUUACAAAACAGCUACUUCCAGCAUACGAGGCUGCUGCACCAAUAAUGGAGGUGCUACUUGUUCCUUACGGCAAGGCGACAACAAGUGAAAACGAUGGCAAAUUAAGUUUUGAUUGUCAACAUGGUCCUACAGAAUGUCAGGCAAAUAUAUAUCACGCGUGUGCGUCUGAAGCAAUUGAAGAUCCGCUAGUUCGGUUACAGGUUGUAUCCUGUAUGAUUCGAGACAAUCGUUCCCCUCAAGAGGCAAUGCGCAAGUGCGCGAAACAGCACGUUGAUCUCGUACAAAAAUGUUAUGACAGUAAGCAUGGAUCAGAGCUGCUGAAACAGAAUGGAGAAGCCACACAUUCCCUCAGGCCACAAGUAACAUUUAUUCCAACUAUAACAAUAGAUGGCUACCAGGGUAGACAGGCAUCUAUUUUAAAAAACUUGCUUUUUGAAGUGUGUAAAGCUGCCGGUGACACAGAUCAAGCUAAACAAAUAUGCAAAAACACUGUGUAGGGCAAUUGUUU